Cavia porcellus (domestic guinea pig) is the source of this 4132-nucleotide messenger RNA. RefSeq names its product RAS p21 protein activator 3 (gene Rasa3). Gene Ontology annotation, biological process: regulation of GTPase activity; negative regulation of Ras protein signal transduction; intracellular signal transduction. The transcript is spliced from 25 exons. Lineage: Eukaryota; Metazoa; Chordata; Mammalia; Rodentia; Caviidae. Gene Ontology annotation, molecular function: GTPase activator activity. The record is from RefSeq and is a predicted model, not a curated record. Bases 206 to 2782 code for a protein of 858 amino acids.
GGCGCGGGCGGCGGCGAGCUGCGGGCAUAGAGCUGCGGGCGGAGCGCCGCGCUCUGGCUCAGCUGCCCGGAUCUGUCUCUCGGGCUCCGCCUGGCCCCUCAGCCCCUGCCGCCCCGGCCCGCUGCCCAGGUCCGGCGCGCUCCGGCCAAGGCUCGCCUGCCCCUGCGGGUGCGGGUGCGGGUGCGGGCCCGGGAGCGGGUACAGCAUGGCGGUGGAGGAAGAGGGGCUCCGGGUCUUCCAGAGCGUGAAGAUCAAGAUCGGUGAAGCCAAAAAUCUUCCCUCCUACCCAGGGCCAACCAAGAUGAGGGACUGCUACUGCACCGUGAACCUGGACCAGGAGGAAGUCUUCAGGACCAAGAUCGUGGAGAAGUCGCUCUGCCCUUUUUAUGGAGAAGACUUUUACUGUGAAAUUCCUCGGAGUUUUCGUCACCUGUCAUUUUACAUUUUUGAUAGAGAUGUUUUCCGGAGGGAUUCCAUCAUAGGGAAGGUGGCCAUCCGGAAGGAGGACCUGCAGAAGUACCACAACAGGGAUACCUGGUUCCAGCUGCAGCAUGUGGAUGCCGACUCCGAAGUGCAGGGCAAGGUGCACCUGGAGCUGAGGCUGAGCGAGGUCAUCACCGACACAGGUGCUGUCUGCCACAAGCUCGCUGCACGCAUCCUCGAGUGCCAAGGCCUCCCCAUAGUGAACGGCCAGUGCGAUCCCUACGCCACGGUGACGCUGGCUGGACCCUUCAGAUCAGAAGCCAAAAAGACGAAAGUAAAGAAGAAGACCAACAACCCCCAGUUUGACGAAGUGUUUUACUUCGAGGUGACCAGGCCCUGCAGCUACAGCAAAAAGUCUCACUUUGACUUUGAGGAGGAAGAUGUGGAUAAACUUGAAAUCAGAGUUGACCUUUGGAAUGCCAGCAACCUGAAGUUUGGCGAUGAGUUCCUAGGGGAGCUGAGGAUCCCACUGAAGGUACUUCGGCAGUCCAGCUGCUACGAGGCCUGGUACUUUCUCCAGCCCCGAGACAACGGCAAGAACCCAAAGCCUGAUGACCUGGGCUCCCUGCGACUGAAUGUGGUUUACACAGAAGACCACGUGUUUUCUUCCAAUUACUACAGCCCCCUGCGAGACCUGCUCCUGAAGUCCGCAGAUGUGGAGCCAGUCUCGGCGUCGGCUGCCCACAUCUUGGGUGAGGUAUGCAGAGAGAAGCAGGAGGCAGCCGUGCCCCUGGUACGGCUGCUGCUGCACUAUGGACGUGUGGUGCCCUUCAUCAGCGCCAUCGCCAGCGCCGAGGUGAAGAGGACCCAGGACCCUAAUACCAUCUUCCGAGGGAACUCACUGGCUUCUAAGUGCAUUGAUGAGACAAUGAAGCUGGCGGGCAUGCACUACCUGCAGGUCACCCUGAAGCCCACCAUCGAGGAGAUAUGUCAGAGUCACCGGCCCUGUGAGAUUGACCCUGUGAAGUUGAAAGAUGGUGAGAACCUAGAGAACAACAUGGAGAACCUUCGGCAGUAUGUGGACCGCAUCUUCACCGUCAUCACUAAAUCUGGUGUCAGCUGCCCCACUGUCAUGUGCGACAUUUUCUUUUCUCUGCGGGAGGCAGCUGCCAAGCGUUUCCAGGAUGACCCGGAUGUCAGGUACACGGCUGUGAGCAGCUUCAUCUUCCUGCGGUUCUUCGCACCCGCCAUCCUGUCUCCCAACCUCUUCCAGCUGACACCACAUCACACAGAUCCACAGACAUCCAGAACCCUGACACUCAUCUCCAAGACAAUUCAGACUCUGGGAAGCUUGUCUAAAUCCAAGUCUGCCAGUUUCAAAGAGUCAUACAUGGCGACAUUCUAUGAGUUCUUCAACGAGCAGAAGUAUGCUGAUGCUGUGAAGAAUUUCUUGGAUUUAAUCUCAUCCUCGGGCAGAAGAGACCCCAGGAGCAUAGAGCAGCCCAUUCUGCUUAAAGAAGGAUUCAUGAUUAAGAGGGCACAAGGAAGGAAACGAUUUGGGAUGAAGAAUUUUAAGAAGAGGUGGUUUCGCCUGACCAACCAUGAAUUUACCUACCAGAAGAGCAAAGACACCAGGGCUGGGUGUGUGACCCUGUACUCUGGGACCCAGGCCUCUUCCCACGAGCUUCCUGGCCUCCCUCAUGGAGACCAGCCCCUCUGCUGCAUCCCCAUCGAGAACAUCCUGGCUGUGGAGAGGCUGGAGGAGGAAUCCUUCAGGAUGAAAAAUAUGUUCCAGGUCAUCCAGCCGGAGCGCGCACUGUACAUCCAGGCCAACAACUGUGUAGAGGCCAGGGACUGGAUUGAUGUCCUCACCAAGGUCAGCCAGCGCAACCAGCAGCGUCUGUCUGUCUACCACCCAUCCGCCUACCUGAAUGGCCACUGGCUGUGCUGCAGAGCCUCCUCGGACACAGCCGCUGGCUGUUCCCCCUGCACCGGUGGCCUCCCAGCAAACAUUCAGCUGGACAUCGAUGGAGACCGUGAGACAGAGCGCAUCUACUCGCUGUUCAGCUCCUACAUGGGCAAGCUGGAGAAGAUGCAGGAGGCCUGUGGCAGCAAGUCUGUGUACGAUGGCCCCGAGCAGGAGGAAUAUUCCACAUUCCUCAUCGAUGACCCUCAAGAGACCUACAAGACGCUUAAGCAGGUCAUCACCAGUGUGGUGGCCCUAGAGCAGGAGCAUGCACAGCACCGCAGAGACAAGUUCAAGAAGACGCGCUAUGGGAGCCAGGAGCAUCCCAUUGGAGACAAGAGCUUCCAGAACUAUAUCAGGCAGCAGUCGGAGGUCUCCACCCAUUCCAUGUGAGGCUUGCAAUGCUUCUGGAUGGCACCAGCGAGCCACAGCAGGACGCACUGACCUCUCUAAGCCAAGAAGAGCAGAGUGGGUAGAAUGCACACAGGAGGCUCUCUGGCUCUGGGUACACGUGGGACCAGUGAGCUGGUGGCACCUCAAGGGUAUUCAUGUCCUCUCUUGAACCAGGAGGCAGCUGCCAUGCACCUUACUUGUCCACCAGGGGCAGGUGUUCCUGGCCUUUCUGGAACAUGGGCUUGUUUGCCUUAUUGCUCACUCUGGGAUCCAGGGAUCAGCGCGUGACCUGGAAGUAUGGACUUUCCCAGUCACACCAGUUCCUGCCUGGAGCCACGGCCAGUCCAGCUGGCAUGACCCUUGCCUUGUGCAGAGCUAUGCUUCUGUCCCUGACUUUGCCUUGCUGAUCUCUGCACCCAUGUGGCCCCAGCCUUGAAUUCUCAUUUUGUCAUGUCUGGGGUCUUAACAGCAUUAUCCUCGCCUCACAAAGCUGCUGUCCCCGCAGUCAGUGGCUGACCUCUCUGCCCAGCUCCUGUUGGUUUUGUUCCUGGCCCAAGCAUCUGCUUUGUGCCUGGGACACAUAGAAUAGCACAAAGGGACCCAACCCCAGGGACCCUGUGGGAUUCAGUGGUUGGGGAAGGGAAGUGGUGUGGGUCUACUCCCUUUUGGAUACCCUCUCAGCUUCCAGGUCCAGCACACAUUGUUUUGCUGUUAGACAGGGUUUAAAGCUAGAGUCCACAUGCUUGCCAUAGUUUGGGGGAGACUUUUUUGAAGCUGUUUUUCUUAACUCUUUUUAAAGGACCAUUUUUAAUUGCUCUUUGAUGUAAAGUAACUCAGAACACCUAAACCUACAUACAUGGAAGGGGUUACAUCUCACAAACAUCAGCUGAGGCCCUCAGAGGGGAACCUGGGGGCAGCAGCUAUGUCCUGGCUAUGCAGAAGACUCGAGGAGCAUCCACCUCAUCUCCAUGAGCCUUGGGCCCAGCCGGGUGGUGGGUCCUGAGUGGGCAAGACGGGCCUUUCCAACUGGGCCCACACUGCCACUGUCAUGUCACAGUGGCACUGCAGGAGGACCUGAAGAGGCCCACCCCGGGCACCACUGCAUAUCCUCAUGCCACCUCCUCUCCAUGCUCACCAGAGUUGCUAUAGCUCACCCUUAGUCCCGGAGGCACACAAAUGUGGUCACUGAAUCAUGGGGAAAGUAUGAAAAUAAACUAUGGACACACAUCCAUCAUGCUCCCCUGAACUGCAGUUUUUAACUUGGAUUUGUAACUUAAUGUUUCUGUUUAUAAACUACUAAUGAUUUGUGUUGUAUUUUACUGCCAAUUAAAGCAGAUGUUUUAUUCUUUC